Nematocida homosporus is the source of this 2238-nucleotide messenger RNA. Its product is annotated as coatomer subunit gamma. Gene Ontology annotation, molecular function: structural molecule activity. Gene Ontology annotation, biological process: intra-Golgi vesicle-mediated transport; endoplasmic reticulum to Golgi vesicle-mediated transport; intracellular protein transport. The transcript has a single exon. Bases 1 to 2238 code for a protein of 745 amino acids. NCBI's taxonomy places the organism in Eukaryota, Fungi, Microsporidia. Gene Ontology annotation, cellular component: Golgi membrane; endoplasmic reticulum-Golgi intermediate compartment; endoplasmic reticulum. The record is from RefSeq and is a predicted model, not a curated record.
AUGACAGCUUCUCAUACAAGAGCUAAAGAAGGCGCUAUUUUAGGUAUGAAUGUGUUUACUGAACGGAUACUCGUAUCCAGAAGGUGUGUACAUGCCCUUGUUGAAGUUCUGAAAGAAAUCACCACUAAAGACUUUUCAGAAUUAGAGAUAGACACUGUGAUUUCCAGAAUUCUACACGUGUUUCAAUCCAAAGAUGCUUAUCUCAAACUCUUAUGCUUUGCCUUUAUCAGAAGUGUAGCUGAAAUGUCCUCCGGUGCUUUUGUAGCCAUUAAUGCCCUGGUGCGCACUUUAAGUGCUAAACAAGGCUUACGUCCUGAUAUUCUUAAGCUCCUGCUUCAGAUUACACCCACAGCUAUGCUAGAUGACUGUUCCAAGUACGUCCAACAAAGUCUCAUUGAAACUGAGUAUAAAUCUUUAGAUAUGAUUGUCCCAGUCCUGUUAUAUGCACCAGAACAAACAGUAAGUGAUUGGUUUACAGGCACUGGCUGGAUGCGCGGUCUGAAUACUUCUGGCGCCCUAGGCAAUGCUAUCUUACUUAUGAGCCGAUGCCGACCCCAAGAAAGCAAAGAUAUCAUUAAACUUAUCUGCUCUUCUUAUCUAAAAGGGUACAGCUCAGUUCUAGCCAUGCGUUUCAUGCAGCAGUACAUCAAAACCAACCAACAUGCCCAGAAGAGAUUCUACUCUUGUUUAAAGCUAGAAGAAACAGAUGAAGCGACUUUCAUUGAAACGGUUAGGAGUUUAUUGAAAAUGCCAGAUACAGAUUGUUCUAAGUACAUUGAUACGUCCGUUAAAGGUUUACGUACUUUACUUAUGUCCAAAUGCACAGUUACUCGUGUAGCUGCUCUACGUACUAUUGAUAUGUUGGCCUCCUCGCCCUAUAAGAACAAACUAGCCCCUCUACGGGCUGAAGUAGAAGAAAUGCUUUCUAAAGGUAGUACUGUAGCCCUGUUAAGUAUGGGUAUUCUUUUAAAGAUAGGUACUAAGCAGGUAGCUAGCAAAGUAGCUCAACAACUGCCUAAACUACUAGCUGAAAUGGGAGAGGAACAAAAACUAGCAAUUAUGGAAUCGGUUGGGAAACUUUGUGAAAGAUUUGGCUGUGAGUCCUGGGUUGAUGUGCUUAAAGAGGCCUUACAUAGUACUAGUACAUGUCCUUAUAAGGUAAAAGUUGUUAAAAUUGUGGCGGAUGUGCUUAAAAACACUAAAAAUUCCGAUUUAAGAGCUAAGAUAGAAGAGAUUCUUUGUGCGUAUGUGGAAGAUUCACCCUUCCCCCGUGUAACUACUGAGAUUCUUGGUGUACUCCUGGGGAAGAAUACGCCGCAGUACAAAGUUUGUCUCAUGAACCGUAUGAUCUUAGAUAAUGAAAGUGUUGCCCCGGCGAUAGAACUAGCUCUAACAGCUGAAGGUGAACAAGGUCCUUUCUCUGUACUCUUCCAAGAGUCUCUAGAAGCCCCGGAGUACUUACUGAGUGGAACUGAGAACAGUAUUCUCCUGGCGGCUAAGGAAGAGUUGGGAGAAGAUGCCCAGUUCUUUGAAAUGGAGAAGAAGAAGGUUUCGGCUAUGGAGAGUAAGUACGGUUCACCUGAGCUUAAGACUUCUCGGCCACAUAUUCUGAACCGUACGGAAAGUGAGUUCUUGAUUACAGCUACUAAGCAUAUCUUCCGGGAGUUCAUUGUUUUGCAGUAUACAGUGGUUAGUAAGAUUGAUUGUGUUUUAGAAGAAGGUUUGUUAUCUGUGUUUUUGGGAGAUAAGAUAGUGGGGAGUGAAAAGAUCUAUUUACGUGGGAAAGAAAGUACGGUAUGCUUUAUCAAGAUAGAUAUGGCUGAUUUUAAUCAACUUUGUGGCCAGACUAUUUCUAGUGCCUUUGCCUAUACAGUCAGUGAUAAUCGGGAGUAUGAGGAGGGAGAAGUCCGAUUGGUCGCUUAUGACAUUGUUCCGGCUGAUUUUGUGGCUCCGGUUUAUGAAAGCUAUCAAUUUACAGGUGAGGAUACGAUUACUAAAGAGUUUAAAUUUGCGAUGACUGCCCCUAGUCUUAUCAGUGAAUUAAAAAAGAUCUUUGAUAUCUCGAUGGCUGAAGAGAAGACCAAUGAGUUUAUUUGUCGGGGAUCGUUUAUCUUUACUGAUGAUCCGGUGGAAGUACAGGUUAAGGUUAAGGAGUCCGGUAGUAAGUCAAAAGCAGAGAUCAGUAUUUCUUCAACCUCGCCGGAAAUUCGUGAAUUACUAAUGAAUUCAAUUGCCUAA